AUGACGGACGCAAACGCACUGUCAGAUUAUCAGUUCGACGUCGCCGGCAUCAAAGAGUUGGGCUUUGCCCUUGGUCUACCCGCUGUAAUUGUCACUGAGACGAGAAAUCGAGUUCACCGAGAUGAAGCAAUGUGCAUCGUGCUGGGCCAUUUGACUAUUCCGGUUCGCCUCCACACCAUGUCGACAACGUUUGGCAGAUCACGAUCCUCCUUGUGCGAAAUUUUUCACCACGUCAUCAUUAAACUAUACGACCGGUGGGGCUCGCUGCUCUACCUCAACAAGAAGUUGCUUGCCCAGAACAUGGAUCGGUACUGUGACGCUGUAACUGCCAAGGGGGCGCCGUUGUCCAACGUGUUCGGUUUUAUCGACGGCACGACGCUCCAGACGUGCCGCAUAUCCUCGACCGGCAGUGGCGAAAACUUGCAGUGGCAAGUUUACUGUGGUCACAAGCGAAUCCACUGCCUCAACUACCAGGCAGUGACAGCACCCGAUGGCAUUUGCUUGCACUUUUUUGGCCCCGUUGAAGGUCGCCAACACGAUGCCACGAUGCUGCGACAUAGUGGCUUGAUGGAACAAUUCGCUAAUGAUCGUUUCUUGUUUGAAGGUAAGGUCAUGUAUGGUGAUCUCGCCUAUGGCAUUAUGCCAUUCUUGCUUUCUGGCUUUAAGGGAAACAGUUUGACGGCAAAGAGGCAAGAGUUCAAUAAGUGGAUGAGUUGA
This is a messenger RNA of Aphanomyces invadans, 717 nucleotides long. RefSeq lists its product as hypothetical. Lineage: Eukaryota; Oomycota; Saprolegniomycetes; Saprolegniales; Verrucalvaceae. The transcript has a single exon. The coding region runs from base 1 to 717 and encodes 238 amino acids. The record is from RefSeq and is a predicted model, not a curated record.